AUGAGCGAGGACGAUGAUUUCGCGAGGGCAAUUGCCUUGAGCCUCCAAGAGCAAGGCGCUGCAAGUCAACCGAUAGUUAUUGAGAGCGACGACGAAGCGGAAGAGGCUGGUGAUCAGGUCGACGACGACAAGCGGUUCGAGAGAGACUUGAAACGCGCACUAGAAGCCAGCAAGGCAGAAUCAUCAAGACGACCAGAAGCGGUGGAAGUGUCGCCAGAACCUAGUCCUACGCCGCCCGUAGUACAGGGUGGGUCGGCUUUGCCUGCGUUUCUGUCGGAAAGAGCACAGAUGGAAAAGGAGAGAAGAGAGAGGCAGAUGAAGCGGCGGCGGGAGGCCGGCCUGGACGUGGAGGACGAGCUCAAGAAACGACAAGAACGCACCGAAUCCGAUGAUAGCGAUGGAGGGAUGGAGCCACCUACUAAGAGGCAACACCUUUCCUCCUCAUCCUCCUUCCGUAAUCAUGCCAACGCGCGCUCUACGAAUAGUUCUACCACGAAUUCGUCAAGUACGCGGGAACCAGCCCUGAUUGACCAAAUGUUCUGGGACGGAGAAUUCAGGCCUACGAUGAAUCAAUAUGCGUUAAAGACUGAUACGAGAAAGAAGUUUACAUUGACCGAGGCCAUUGGACACAAAGGCGACCUUUCAUUCGCUAUCAUUGCCUCAUAUGUGGCAUCGGUUGCAUGGAUCUAUGAGUUCUUCGACCCAUCUGUUCCGGUAAUCUUCGUUACCCAACCUGAUCCUUCAGGGAAUGCUGGCAUAAAAAGUAUACUGCCUAAUUGGAUAAAGGCGGUCCCCUUUCUGAGGAAUGGAUAUGGUUGCAUGCAUAUGAAGGCAAUGUUUCCCCAGCUAUUCUACAAGACGGGCCGACUGCGGGUAAUGGUAUCCACAGCAAAUCUGAUUGAUUACGAUUAUAGGGACAUCGAAAAUGUCAGUUGGCUACCACUGGCAUUAUGGAUUCAAGAUAUUCCACGAUUACCUACACCACGGAAGGCUAAGAAAACGGCGAAUCCCGAUGACUUCCCUUCUAUGUUUACGCGGGUUCUGAAGGCACUUAAUGUCCCACCCGCACUGACCACGUUUCUUCAGACAGAUCAUCCAAGCCUUCCUUUACAAUCCUUGGACGACCUGUGUACCCAUUGGGAUUGGUCGAAGGUAAAUGUGCUUCUCGUACCAUCCAUUGCCGGUAAACAUGAAGGUUGGCCGCAAGUCAUACGCACAGGGCAUCCCCGCUUGAUGAUGGCCGUAAGGAAGCUGGGUCUCUCGAAGAGGAGUUCAGGCAUGACGCUAGAAUGCCAAGGAUCGAGCAUAGGGCAUUACACCACCCAGUGGGUUAAUGAGUUUUACCUUUCUUCGACUGGCCAAUCGACAGAGAAGUGGCUGGAUCAGACGAAGCGGAAACGUGAAACUCUGCCCUACCCGCCUAUCAAGAUCAUAUUUCCUUCGCUGAAGACUGUACGAGCUACAGUUAUGGGUGAAAGGGGUGGUGGUACCAUGUUUUGCUCACGGAAAAGCUGGGAGGCUCCCAACUUCCCAAGGAAGCUAUUCCAUGAUUCCAACAGCAAAGCCGGAGGCGUGCUCAUGCAUACGAAGAUGAUUAUAGGCCUGGUGAAACCCGCUUCGCAGUCUAGCCAUGCCAGUUCUUCCAGCCCACAAAAGCAAACAAGUCGGCGAGAGGAGGACGACUUUGGCUCCGCGGAAGAAGAUUCUGACGAAGUGCAAGUUGUUCAGGGUCAUGAAGAAGCUAUAGGCUGGGCUUAUGUCGGGUCACAUAACUUCACUCCCUCGGCGUGGGGUACGUUAUCGGGGUCUAGUUUUACGCCAGUACUCAACAUCAAGAACUACGAAUUAGGGAUUGUAUUUCCCUUGAAGGAUGAAGCGGAGGUCGAGAGGGUGGCAUGUUGGCAACGACCCCCGCGGAAGUAUGUUCCUGGUGACGAUCGACCAUGGAUGCAGCAAGAGUCCGAGUACUUCCAGCAGAAUGAGUAA
Molecule: messenger RNA, 1986 nt
Organism: Pleurotus ostreatus (oyster mushroom)
Lineage: Eukaryota; Fungi; Basidiomycota; Agaricomycetes; Agaricales; Pleurotaceae
Exons: 11
Coding region: 1-1986 (661 amino acids)
Biological process (GO): single strand break repair; double-strand break repair
Cellular component (GO): nucleus
Molecular function (GO): single-stranded DNA binding; 3'-tyrosyl-DNA phosphodiesterase activity; double-stranded DNA binding
Source: RefSeq, a predicted model, not a curated record